Molecule: messenger RNA, 2500 nt
Organism: Engraulis encrasicolus (European anchovy)
Lineage: Eukaryota; Metazoa; Chordata; Actinopteri; Clupeiformes; Engraulidae
Gene: tmem39a
Product: transmembrane protein 39A
Exons: 9
Coding region: 341-1807 (488 amino acids)
Biological process (GO): negative regulation of autophagosome assembly; negative regulation of autophagosome maturation
Cellular component (GO): endoplasmic reticulum membrane
Source: RefSeq, a predicted model, not a curated record
GACGUAGGGUUAACGAAGAAUAAUUUUUGCCACGUCGGUGUCUGCGCCGUGUCUGAGUGGUUUCAACAGUGCCACUGAAGAUGCUUUAAGUGAACUUUACAACUCGGUGUCUUGUGUGUUUGGUGCGCAAGACCCGCCGUAGCAUGUGUUCCGUUUACAAUAGUGCCUGCAUCAAGAUACUUCAUAAUAGCCACUUGGAAAUGUUCCUGUGUAGCAGUAUGUUGUUACCCUGAUGUAGUCUGCAUGGCCAACUGCUGGCGUUAAAUGUCACCCAGUUGGUCUUUGUAAAGCCAAGUGGUGGAAAGUCCUGGCCCCCUGCGUGUUACCUUGGAGACUGGUCAUGCCCGGCGGGCGCAGGGGCCCCAGCCGACAGCAGCUGAGCCGUUCAGCUCUGCCCUCUCUUCAGACACUGGUUGGUGGAGGCCUCAGCAACGGCACUGGCCUGCGAAAUAGAAGCAGUAACUCUGUUGGGCUGUCAGCGCCGCCACUGACCUCCCUCAUCACCCCAGAGCCAGUGCGUCACUCCCGUAUCCCCGACCUGCCUCUGGACAGCAGCCUGCUGUUUGAGUUCCUGCUCUUCCUCUACCUGCUGGUGGCGCUGUUUGUGCAGUACAUCAACAUCUACAGAACUGUGUGGUGGUAUCCCUACAGCCAUCCUGCCGCAUCUACCUCGCUGAACUUCCACCUUAUGGACUACCAUUUGGCUGUCUUCAUCACAGUCAUGUUAGCGAGGCGGCUGGUGUGGACCAUCAUCUCUGAGGCGUCUCAGAGCAGCCCCUGUUCCCUGGCGCGGUACGUGGUGGUGGUGGCCGCCCGUCUCAGUCUGCUGACGCUGUGUGGCUGGGUGCUCUGCUGGACGCUGGUCAACCUCUUCAGGAAUCACUCGGUGCUCAACCUCCUCUUCCUGGGCUAUCCGUUUGGUGUGUACGUCCCGCUGUGUUGCUUCCACCAGGAGAGCCGAGGAGGUAGCGUGGCGCCAUCAAGCCCCGACUGCAAUCUGUCCGACAGAGAGAGUGGCGUUGGUGACGGUGCCCUGCUUCGUCCUCGAGACUUCAUGUCACUCCUGCGUGAGAACCUGCUGGAGCAGUUCAGCAGUCCCGGCCCAGUGCCCACGCACACCUGUCCACACUCUCCGGAGCUCAUUCGCACUGAAGUCGAGGAACUGAAGACCAACUUCAACCGUCGCAUCAAGGAGGUGCUCUUCAACUCACUCUUCAGUGCCUACUACGUGGCCUUCCUGCCCCUCUGCUUCGUGAAAAGUACCCAGUACUAUGACAUGCGCUGGUCGUGUGAGCACCUCAUCAUGGUGUGGAUCAAUGCCUUCGUGAUGCUGAUGAGUCAGUUGUUGCCGCCGAGCUACUGCGACCUCCUGCAUCGCUCUGCUGCACACCUGGGCCGCUGGCAACGCCUGGAGCACGGUGCCUACAGCAACGCUCCUCAGCACCUCUGGUCCGAGAACACCAUAUGGCCACAGGGGGUGUUGGUGCGUCACAGUCGGUGCCUCUACAAAGCAGUGGGCUCCUACAAUGUGGCACUACCGUCAGACGUGUCCCACUCGCGCUUUUAUUUUCUUUUCCAUAAGCCGCUGCGGAUCCUCAACCUGCUCAUCGGGAUCGAGAGCAGCGUGAUCCUCUACCAGCUCUACUCCCUGAUGCGCUCCGAGCGCUGGAACCACACACUGUCCCUGGGCCUCAUCCUCUUCUGCAACUAUUAUGUCCUCUUUAAGCUGCUUCGGGACCGCAUCGUGCUGGGGAAGGCCUAUUCCUAUCCACUGAGUGGUAACAGCCUGAGCCUCAAGGCCCAGUAACGAACGGUUCUGCUGUUUUUUUGUCCUUCUGUAAAAAUCAUUCGUCAGGUGCCUGGACUUGAGCGAGAUGAUGGGGGAGUGAAAAAAAGUGAGAUUGUACGAGGUUUGCUUCUAGGCACAAGGCUGUGAACUUGUGUUUUGAUACGGUUCUAUUUUCAUAAAAUGUUUAUAAGUAUUUAAGAUUAUAUAUUUUAUUUUGUGUACUGUUACAAGACGGGGCAUUAUUAUGUGAAUCAGCCCUCGUGCCCAUUUCCCCUCUGUCUCUUGGAUGGGACUGUGGGAAUGUGGGGGAGGCAUUUCUCUUGAUGGUGGUCAUCAAGUCUUUUGACCCAGCUAACCAAAGGAAAGAUUUUACUUUCAGAGUGAGUGGCCAACCAUUGCCUUCUCCUUUUAAAUGAAUGCUAUGCAGAUGUUUUAUGCUUUGUUUGUUCAUUUUUUUGUACUCGGUCCACUAUGAACACUUUUCUGUGUCCUCAUGAAACAUUUUCUGUUUUUACGCUUUUGGUGAAUUUUUAUUUUUGUUACAGCAUUCAUUGCUUUCAAUGUCAACUCAAAUGUUGAGUGUUUGUUAUCAAGGAUAACUCUGUGCCAAAUUUGCAAGUCUUUCUUUGGACCCUUUGAAUUUACAGUCUGGAGAGUUUGACGAAGGAAGCCAUUAAAUCCUUGUGUCAAUAAACACUUGAGCUGCUGUUG